This is a messenger RNA of Prosopis cineraria, 822 nucleotides long. RefSeq names its product ankyrin repeat-containing protein P16F5.05c-like. The record is from RefSeq and is a predicted model, not a curated record. NCBI's taxonomy places the organism in Eukaryota, Viridiplantae, Streptophyta, Magnoliopsida, Fabales, Fabaceae. The coding region runs from base 262 to 726 and encodes 154 amino acids. Gene Ontology annotation, molecular function: protein binding. The transcript has 7 exons.
UCCUCAUUCUUCGUCCGCCACUUCAGAAAUUCCGAGGCCCCAAAUUCCCGAUACUUCUUCGCACUCCUGGCUCCAGUCCUCGCCGUUCCGUCCCCGUUGCUGUCGUCGGCGUCGGUAUCCCCAGCUUCCGUGGCACUGCUUUCAGCCUUUCACCGUAUUCUCCUGUUAGUACUCGUCUUCCAUCCUUCAAUCUAUCACGUGAAUCAUCACUUAGGUGGGGGAAAAUAUCUGUUUUUGCUAUUCCUGCUUGAUCUGUCGCCAAUGGGAGUGGAGGCGCCAAAUACAGCACAGAAUACUUCAGCUGCAUUGACGGAGGAGAAUAUAGAUGCCUUGCUAGAGGCUGCACGAUAUGAUGAUAUGGAUGAUCUUGUGAGCCUAGCUUCUAUUGGUGUUCCCCUUGAUUCCAAGGAUUCACAAGGAAGAACGGCUCUUCACAUGGCCGCUGCCAAUGGACAUCUUGACAUUGUGGACUACUUAAUCAGUAGAGGAGUGGAUGUUAAUUCAUCAAAUGAAGAGAAGAAUACACCACUUCAUUGGGCUUGUCUCAAUGGACAUGUUGAGGUGGUGAAGAAAUUGAUACUGUCAGGAGCUAAUGUUGGUGUUUUAAAUAGUUAUGAGCGGACUCCCAUGGAUGAAGCAGUGAGUAGGGGAAAGCUACAAGUGAUGGAUGCUAUAAACGAAGCAGUAACACAAGUUGAACUUACUGGAACCAGGGUUUCUGCAUAAGAAACCUGUUAGUUUAAUCUUUAUUUUUCUUUUUGGACAACUGAUCUUCAAGCGUUGUAUUAUUAUUAGCUUAUUUUGAAAUAUUUAAUUCAAUGA